Prunus dulcis (almond) is the source of this 3093-nucleotide messenger RNA. Its product is annotated as G-type lectin S-receptor-like serine/threonine-protein kinase At4g03230. Lineage: Eukaryota; Viridiplantae; Streptophyta; Magnoliopsida; Rosales; Rosaceae. Gene Ontology annotation, molecular function: protein kinase activity; ATP binding. The transcript has 8 exons. Bases 16 to 3093 code for a protein of 1025 amino acids. The record is from RefSeq and is a predicted model, not a curated record. Gene Ontology annotation, biological process: protein phosphorylation; recognition of pollen.
UGGUUUGCAAAUCGCAUGCUAUCUUCCAUCUUCUCCUCCUAUGCGUUACUCUUGUUGUGCUUUUCUCACCACCUGUUUUGCUCUGCUACUGCUAGAGAUACUCUAACGUCACGCGACGAUCCAAUUAGGGACGACGGAUCAGAAGGUCUUGUUUCAGCUGGAAGAAGAUUUGAACUGGGAUUCUUUACACCUUCAUCUACAGAAGCAGGAACGUCUGACAAUGGAAGAUACGUUGGUAUAUGGUAUCAUCAACUGAAUCCAAGGACAGUUGUAUGGGUUUCCAACAGAGAUACGCCAGUUCCUGCCAAUUCCAUUGGAGUUAUUGAAAUCAAAAGUACCCUCCAUGUGUCGGAUGCAACUACUGGACAUCCUUAUUGGUCAGCAAACUUUGCAGUCUCCCCUUCUGCUCUCAACUCGAUGGUGAAGCUCAUGGAUUCUGGGAACCUGGUGUUAAGUGAUGGUAACGAUCAGUUGGCAGUGAAUAAUAUUUUGUGGCAGAGCUUUGACAGUCCAACUGAUACAUUCAUUCCUGGGAUGGUGAUGGAUCAAAGCUUAGAAUUGACUUCAUGGAGAGACCAAGACGACCCGAGAAUCGGCGACUUCACGUUCAAACUAGAUCAAGAAGGAGACCAGUUUGUUACCUUAAAAAAUUCGACUCCUUACUGGAGAAGUGGAGGGUCAGGUAGUAAAUUUUCUAGCUCGGCCGGAAUGUUUCCUCCACUAGAUCUAUUAUCAAAUUUCAGCAAGAGUACUGCCAGAUCUAGAGGACCAAAUAAAUAUAAUAAUUUUACAACUGUGACAAGAUUGGACUAUAAUUAUACAAGAAUGCUGAUGAGUUUUACUGGGGAGGUACAGUUUUUGACCUGGAUUAAUCACACAAAGCAAUGGAAUUUGUUAUGGAAGGAGCCAAGAGAUCGAUGCAGAGUGCUUAAUGCUUGUGGGAACUUUGGCAGCUGUAACUUUAAUAAUUGGCCGUUGGUGUGCAAAUGUUUGCCAGGGUUUAAACCUCAGUUUGCAGAGCAAUGGGAAGUCGGAGACUUUUCAGAUGGAUGCGCAAGGGAGUCGACAAUAUGUAGCAGGGACACUUUCUUGAGCUUGAAGAUGAUGAAAGUGGGAAAUCCAGACGCACAAAUAACUUCUGAAGAUGAAAUACAAUGCAGGAAAGCGUGCUUAAAUAGCUGCCAGUGCCAGGCUUUCUCAUAUGGUGCAGGUGUAAACAGCACUAGCAGGGAUACUGCUACUUCCUUGUGCUGGACAUGGUCGAGCGAUCUAAAUAAUCUUGAAGAAGAGUAUGAUAAUGGCCACAACCUCUCUGUUCGAGUAGCCUUGUCUAGUUUAGAAUCAACCGUAAGAGACUGCAAGCCUUGUGGCACAACCAUCAUUCCUUAUCCCCUGAGCACUGGACCGGAUUGUGGUGACCCCAUGUAUUCCCGUUUCAAUUGCAGCACCAUCAUAGGCCAGCUUAGCUUCGUGGGACUGACAGGCACAUUCUUUAGAGUUAUUAGUAUCAACCCAAGUACACAAAGAUUCGUCAUCCAAACCAAAAAUUGUGAUCCUAUGAACAGAGUCCAAAGUCAGCAGCUGAACCUAUCUCCAUUCACAGUGACCAGAUGGUGCUAUGUUCCCCUGGGAAAUUUUAGUUCUCAAGUUUCAUCCGGAGGUACUAAUGCAGUAGAAAUAGGUUGGGAGCUGCCGCUGGAACCAGCCUGUACAAUAUCUGCAGACUGCAGGGGUUGGCCACAUUCAACUUGCAGUCCAGCAAGCGAUGGAAAGAAAAGAUGCCUUUGCAAUGCCAAUUAUCAAUGGAGUGGCUUUAACUUAAAUUGUACUCAAGAAGGUAAUCUUCAACAGACACCAAAAUCGCAAAUAGAAGAACAACCAAGAAGGAAAGUGCCAGUGUCUCCGAUACUGAUAGUUGUGGCAGUUGUUACAAGCGGAAUUUUUCUUGCAUGCAUCGUUUGUGUUUAUAUAUGGAGAAGAAAGAUAACCAAGAGACAAGAUAAAAUAAAUCGAGCACAACUUGAUAGUGAAAGGCGAGUCCAAGAGUUGAUAGACACAGGUGAGUUCAAGGAAGAAGAUGAGAAAGGUAUAGAUGUACCCUUUUUCGAUUUGCAAAGCAUACUAGACGCUACAGAUAAUUUUUCAAAUGCAAACAAGCUUGGACAAGGGGGCUAUGGCCCUGUUUAUAAGGGAAAGUUUCUUGGAGAUCAAGAGAUUGCAGUAAAGAGGUUAUCAAGGGCUUCAGGACAAGGCUUACAGGAAUUUAAGAAUGAGGUGGUGCUGAUUGCCAAACUUCAACACCGAAACCUUGUUAGGCUUAAAGGAUAUUGCAUCAAAGGAGAAGAAAAAAUUUUACUCUAUGAGUACAUGCCUAACAAAAGCUUAGACAUCUUUAUAUUUGAUCAUACAAAAAGCUUGGUUCUUAAUUGGGAGAUGCGCUUUAACAUCAUUUUGGGAAUCGUUCGAGGACUUCUUUAUCUUCAUCAAGAUUCCAGAUUGAGGAUCAUUCACAGAGAUUUGAAAACCAGCAACAUUCUCUUAGAUGAGGAGAUGAACCCCAAAAUAUCUGACUUUGGCUUGGCGAGGAUUGUUGGAGGCAAAGAAACUGAGUCGAACACAAACACAGUAGUUGGAACUUAUGGUUACAUGUCUCCAGAGUAUGCAUUAGAUGGAAUUUUCUCAGUGAAAUCAGAUGUGUAUAGCUUCGGUGUUGUUCUUCUUGAGAUAAUCAGUGGAAAAAAGAACACAGGAUUUUAUCAAUCCAAACAAACUUUCAGCCUCAUAAAUUAUGCAUGGAGACUGUGGACAGAAAACAAGGCCUCGGAACUAAUGGACACGACUUUGGAUGAAAGUUGCAACAAAAGUCAAUUCAUGAAGUGUGUCAAUGUUGGGCUCUUAUGCGUACAAGAAGACCCUGUUGAUCGUCCCACCAUGUCAAAUGUUCUUACCAUGCUUGACAGUGAAAUUGCAAUCUCUCCAACUCCUAAACAACCAGCCUUUCUCCCAAGGAGAGGCAACUCUAGCACAGCUUCUUCUUCUACUAAGCCAGAAACAUUUGCUGAAAUAACUACAACUCUAGAUGAAGGUAGAUAA